Penicillium angulare is the source of this 912-nucleotide messenger RNA. RefSeq names its product aromatic alcohol reductase. The transcript has 2 exons. Bases 1 to 912 code for a protein of 303 amino acids. NCBI's taxonomy places the organism in Eukaryota, Fungi, Ascomycota, Eurotiomycetes, Eurotiales, Aspergillaceae. Gene Ontology annotation, molecular function: oxidoreductase activity. The record is from RefSeq and is a predicted model, not a curated record.
AUGUCUCAACCAAUCAAGAAUGUCAUGCUCAUGGGUGCUGGAGGUCUCUUCGGCACUGAAGUUCUGCUCGCACUUCAAAAAGAAGGCCAAUUUAACUUGUCAAUUCUUUCACGGAAAUCUUCAAAAUCAAAUUUCCCGUCUAAUCUGAAGGUUUAUAAUGUGGACGAUGACUAUCCGAUCGACCAACUUGUUGACGCCUUCAAAGGUCAAGAUGCCCUAGUUUCGACACUCCCGGGUAGACCAUAUACCGUUCAUAUACGGAUGAUCGAUGCUGCGAUUGAAGCAGGUGUUAAGAGAUUCAUUCCAACAGAAUAUGGAAACAAUACAUGCGCUGCAGCUGCCGAACUCGUCACACUGUACGAGGACAAGGCCAAGGUUGCCGCGUACUUGAAGAGCAAGGAAAGCACAGGGUUAACCUGGACAGCUGUUCAUACCGGACAGUUUUUCGAUUGGGGGCUGGAGGCUGGAUGGCUCGAUUACUAUAUUAAAGAAAAGCGGACUACGAUAUACGAUUCUGGUGACACACAGUGGUCGACUUCGACGCUCGAAACUGCGAGUGCUGCUGUAGCUAAAGUGCUAUUAAAACCAGAAGAGACUAAGAACAAGCCUAUCUUUGUGGCAUCGUUCACCGUGUCGCAAAAUCAGGUUCUGAAGGAACUUGAGAAAGUAACUGGUACUACUUGGAAUGUCCAGAGAAUGUCUUCAACGGAUGCGAUAAAAAAGGCAGCAGGGCUUAGCGACAAGGACUAUUCCGAUGGCUUGAAGCUGUUGAUUCUCAUGCUACUUUACGCAGAUAAUGCGGACAGAGGAGCAAAUUUUGAGAAGUUUGGAUUGUCCAAUGAGCUCCUUGGGCUCCAGGAAGAGAGCCUGACAGAGGUCAUCGAUCGAGUUGUGAAACAACAAUCUUCCUAA